Molecule: messenger RNA, 2420 nt
Organism: Harpegnathos saltator (Jerdon's jumping ant)
Lineage: Eukaryota; Metazoa; Arthropoda; Insecta; Hymenoptera; Formicidae
Product: sodium-coupled monocarboxylate transporter 1
Exons: 15
Coding region: 451-2310 (619 amino acids)
Biological process (GO): sodium ion transport; transmembrane transport
Cellular component (GO): membrane
Molecular function (GO): symporter activity
Source: RefSeq, a predicted model, not a curated record
CGGAACGAAAAUAAGAGGUCCCGAACGCACGGCGUCCCGUCGCCACUUAGUACGCCUUCCUUCUUUCAUGGCAGAGCUACCACUAUCGCGCGUCAAAAAUACGGUAGUCACCUUCACCGUUGAUGUGUGUGUGUGUGUGUGUGUGUGUGUGUAUGUAACCGAUUCGGCGAACGAUUUUCUCCACGUUUUGUGCGAAAUUCUUUAACGCAUAGUUCGCCCGCCAAGGUGCUUAACGAAUGGGAAAAGGAAUUAUCGGAGGAGAAGCUUAUGACUGUAGCGUAACCAUCGAGCGUGACUUCCGCGACGCUGAGAAGGCCAUUGUUGAGCGUCGUUAAAUUCGGAAGACGACACUUACUGACUCGGUCGUCGUUGAGAUCUCUCGAGCAACACGCCUCUCACGACGGUGUCGACUCGUCACAAGCGACGAAGGAGUACACGUUCCACGGCGAGAUGACAUCGGAGGCUACUUCGGGUGACCUGCUGACGGACUGGGGGCAAGAAAUACCCACCGUCCAGGAGGUCAGCAAGUCCAUGCAGAACUUUAACAUGCCGGACUACACAGUGUUCGCCGCGAUGCUGAUCGCGUGCGGCGCUAUCGGUGUUUACUUCGGCUUCGUGAAGAAGUCUUCGGGCGAGGAUGAGUAUCUGGUCGGUGGUAGGAACAUGAAGACCUUACCCGUCAGCUUCAGCUUGAUAGCCAGCUUUGUAUCGGGUAUCUCGUUGCUGGGCAUGCCGACGGAAAUUUACGUGCAUGGCACGAGCUAUCUCUUCGUCGUCAGCGGGAUCGCCCUUGUGGGUUUAACCAUGUCCAACGUGUACUUGCCGGUCUUCCACGAGCUCAAGCUCACCAGCACCUACGAGUAUCUGGAGAGACGUUUCGACAAAAAGAUCAGAUUGCUAGGCUCCGUUCUGUUCUCCAUCGGUAUCAUGACUUGGCUCCCGAUCGUUAUCUACGUGCCUGCUUUGGCUUUCAAUCAAGUAACGGGAGUGAAUGUGCACAUAGUCACGCCCUUUGUGUGCAUCGUUUGCAUAUUCUACACCUGUGUGGGCGGGCUGAAGGCGGUGGUGUGGACGGAUUUCAUUCAAGCCUUCAUCAUGUUCGGCUCCAUGCUGUUAAUCAUAAUCAAGGGCACGUGCGACCUCGGCGGAUUGUCUCUGGUGAUUCGAAGAAAUCUGGAAUCCGGAAGACUCGAAUUCCCUUCGACAGACUGGAACCCUCUGACGAGACACACCAUUUGGAGUCUUUUCAUAGGCGGCUUCGUGCAUUGGUUACAAAUUUCCGGCAUCAAUCAGAAUAUGAUUCAACGAUAUUUGGCGCUUCCCAGUUUACAAUCAGCCAGAAGAGCACUCUGGUAUUUUAUAGCCGGAAUUCUGGCUAUAAUUGGGAUAUGUGGAUAUGCCGGUCUGUUGAUCUAUGCCUGGUAUCACGAGUGCGAUCCACUCACGACCAAAUUGGCGCGUGCGAAGGAUCAGUUAUUGCCGUUGUUGGUGAUGAAUGUUUUGGGAGAACUACCGGGGCUUCCCGGCCUCUUCAUGGCAGGUGUUUUCAGCGCCGCACUCAGCUCACUGUCGACCGGUUUGAAUUCCAUGGCUGCCGUAGUGCUGGAGGAUUUCGUCAAGCCCUUCAUCAAGACGCCGUUUACACGCAAAUCAACUGACAUUUUUCUGAAGCUCACAGUCGUCGUUUUAGGCGUAAUUUGUGUUGCUCUCGUUUUUGUCGUUGAAAAGACGGAUACUCACGUGUUACAGUUAUCAAUAAGCCUGUCCGCCAUGACCACUGGACCAACUCUCGCUAUAUUCAGCAUGGGUAUACUGUUACCAUGGGUCAACGCUAGAGGUGCUUUGGUCGGAGGACUCGCGGGUUUAGGCUUCAUGGGCUGGCUCGGCCUUUCCGCCGGAGCAGCCAUCGCUACUGGAAAAAUCAAAUUCGAAGAGAAACCUGUUACCAUAGAAGGAUGCACAUACUCAUUUCCCCAAGUGGAGAAUUUACUGUUAUUUGUGCCACCAGAUUCAACUUUAAAUGAAUCAAGCGCAGAGGAACCAUGGGUGGUAUUUCGUCUCAGUUAUCUCUGGUACACGACGAUCGGUGUUCUUGUAACUAUGAGCAUCAGUCUUAUUGUGACUUUAGUUACUUCUCAAGAUAUCGAAAAGUUAGAUCCUAUGCUUUUAGCACCGUUCAUGAGAAAAUACUUCAAGACUGCAGACGGAAAUGUAACAACUGAGAAGUUUCAUCAAAUUGAGAUUACAAAAUCGGACGUAAAGGUAGCAAAUAAUGAGGAUGACAAAUUAUUACAAAUAACUGCAACAUGAUGCAACUAAGUUAAUUUAAUUCUUGAAUUCCGGAUUCGUUCAAACAAAUAUAAUUUUCUUACAAUCAAUUCAUUACAUAAUUCACUAUACAGUUGGAUACAUGUCGAUUU